Brassica oleracea var. oleracea is the source of this 2435-nucleotide messenger RNA. Its product is annotated as GDSL esterase/lipase LIP-4. Gene Ontology annotation, cellular component: chloroplast stroma. Gene Ontology annotation, molecular function: hydrolase activity, acting on ester bonds. The coding region runs from base 1120 to 2247 and encodes 375 amino acids. The record is from RefSeq and is a predicted model, not a curated record. Lineage: Eukaryota; Viridiplantae; Streptophyta; Magnoliopsida; Brassicales; Brassicaceae. The transcript has 5 exons.
UUGUCAUCUGUUGUUUAUAUUGAUUUUCAACUGGAUGGUACAAGGCCUGUUACACUGAAGCUGGGCUGUUGUAUAGGACGACACCAGAAAACCAAAGCCGACGGUUAAAAGAUACAACCCCGGGGCCAAAAGCCAUCGAUUGCCAAGAGACAAUCUUGGAGACAAAAGCACAAUACGAAACACUUAAACUAACAAGCAAACUUAGCAAAGACUACACAACAAAGACAAGAAACUAAACAUUCUAGACGAGACUCAAAAUCCAGCCAUAGAGAGAACAAAACCGGCCCGAUAGGUUAUGUAUAACCGUUGCUGUAGAUUGAGCUUCCAAUGUUCCUUUGCUUCACCGACCCCUCUUCAAAACCAACUAAACUCGCCAUUGGACUAUGAAGAAAGGAUACCACGCGCCUUCUACACGCCUCUUCUCCACUGACUCCUUCCAGAUCCAACUCAAACUCACUAUUGGACUCUGAAAAAGCUCACUAUGCGCCAUCUACGCAUCUCACCACCACGGCAAAGCUAACCAAUCCCUGCUGGACACGCUCUUAAUCAAAACAGCCGGUAACCAAAAAUCCACCGCCAUAUGCUGUAGAUCUGACGAGAUUGACGGCCAUGGAUUCCGAUUUGAAACUCUCCACUUCAAUCCAUAAAAUCGAAGAUUUCAACCAGAUCUGGAACCCUCUAGACUAAGAAACAAGACUUAAAGCAACAGAGCAAACAUACAGAGAAAAUAUAGUAGAUCUGACCGGCGGUGGUGCUAAAGGAGCCACCACGCGCCGGUCACCGGAAUCAAGAAAACAGAAGCUUGAGGAAGAUGAGUCGCAGGGAGAGAAGAGAGAGAGAGAUAUCGUUAAUUUAAUGAAGGUUUUCUAAAAAAAAUUCUUUUACAAAUUUGAAGGAAUUUUGUAUGUAGAUUUUUUUUAAAAAUUUGGAGGCUCUAUGUUCGAUUCGCUCAGGAUCACCCUUGACUCUAAUAAUACAAUCCAGUUACAUUCUAUGCGUAUAUUACACAUUGCUAACCCACCCAUAAAAAUUCUUCAAAAAUAUAUUCAUUGUCCCAGUUACUCCUGAAUAUAAAAGCUAUCGACGUAAACUCUCUCCACACUAUCAAAGGUCUCUCCAAUGGCAACUCUUUUUCCCCACUCCGAUUCAUUCUCCUUCUUCUUUGUUACAUUCAUUUCACUGGCUGUUCUUAGUCAUCGGCAUCCCUCUGCAACAGCCGCAGCAGGUUGUCAAGCUCCGCCAGUGAUUUUUAACUUCGGAGAUUCUAAUUCUGACACGGGCGGACUCGUCGCUGGACUCGGUUACCUCGUUGGCCUCCCUAACGGGCGCUUAUUUUUUCGGCGAUCCACGGGACGUUUGUGCGACGGACGUCUUCUCAUCGAUUUCCUCUGCCAGAGUUUGAAUACAAGUCUCUUGAGGCCAUACUUGGAUUCUUUGGGUGGAUCAAGGUUCCAAAACGGUGCCAAUUUCGCAAUUGUUGGAUCCACUACUCUCCCCAGAAACGUCCCAUUUUCACUCAACAUUCAGCUCAUGCAAUUCCUCCAUUUCAAAUCCAGAUCACUCGAGCUAGCUUCUACUUCAAAUCCAUCAAAGGGGAUGUUCAUAAGCGAGAGUGGAUUCAGAAACGCAUUGUACAUGAUCGAUAUAGGACAGAACGACAUUGCUCGUUCCUUCUCUUUAGGCAACUCGUAUUCUCAGACGGUCAAGUUGAUUCCACAAUUUAUUUCCGAGAUAAAAACCAGCAUAAAGAGAUUGUAUGAUGAAGGAGGAAGGAGAUUCUGGAUCCACAACACUGGGCCACUGGGUUGUCUACCUCAGAAACUUUCAAUGGCUCAGAGAAAAGAUCUUGACCAGCAUGGUUGCUUAGCCAGUUACAACGCGGCAGCAAAACUGUUUAACCAAAUGUUAGAUCAUAUGUGCGAGAAACUGAGGAUUGAACUGAGAGAUGCCACCAUAAUCUAUAUUGACAUAUACGCUAUCAAAUACAGCCUCAUUGCAAAUUCCAAAGGAUACGGUUUUGAGAGACCCUUAAUGGCGUGUUGCGGGUACGGAGGGAGUCCUUACAACUACAAUUCGAAAAUAACAUGUUCACAUAGAGGCGCUAAUGUAUGUGACAAAGGAUCUCGGUUCGUAAGCUGGGAUGGGAUUCAUUACACUGAGACAGCUAAUGCCAUUGUGGCCAUGAAAGUGCUUUCAAUGCAAUACUCCAAGCCAAAAGCUCCCUUCGAUUUCUUCUGUCGUCGCUGAGAACCAAACUUGUUUGACUUGGAAAUGUUAUAAGAAAAAAAGAGAGAAAGAAGAAUUUAUGGGUCUUAGUCCAUGAAUAUUGAGUUCUUUAUAUAAAUGUUUAGUUUGGUGAAUAAGUGUAACUUAGAGAACGAGUAAAUCUCGUGGAACACAUAUAUCUAGAACUUUUAAUAAUGGGAUCACCACAG